Messenger RNA from Melanotaenia boesemani (Boeseman's rainbowfish), 8271 nucleotides. RefSeq names its product cilia- and flagella-associated protein 54-like. The coding region runs from base 54 to 7685 and encodes 2543 amino acids. The transcript is spliced from 57 exons. The record is from RefSeq and is a predicted model, not a curated record. Lineage: Eukaryota; Metazoa; Chordata; Actinopteri; Atheriniformes; Melanotaeniidae. Gene Ontology annotation, biological process: cilium assembly.
UUUGAGCAGUUCGUUGAAAGAGAGAUGGAUUCUUUUUUAGUCUAGUUUGCCAAAUGCACACAAAAAUGGACUUACCAGCUUCAUAUUAUGGUACACUUGAUAAAAGAAACCCAGUUAUUUUAGCCUUCAAACAAGAUAUGAGCUCAUUUUACGCUCUAAUGAAACAAGUGGCUUCUUCGACCGAUAAGGACAACGGCUCUCAAGCUAAAGGGAUUAAAAUUCUCGUGGAGGUUUGGAAGAAGUAUAAACAUCGACUGCCUGCAAAGUUAUACCAGGAGCACCUGUUGCAGGUGGCAGAUUUUCUCAUUGGAAUUAAGCUGUACCAGCUGGCUCUGUGGCAGGGAUACUAUCUCCACCUGUUGCAGUUUAGCUCUGUAAAAAUAAAUGAAAUUACAGAUGUGGAACACUUUAUGGCCUGCUUCUUCCCUGAAGGUUUUGAUACAGACCAAGAUACCAUUGCCAUGAAGGUCCGUGCAAUGCUUGGCUGUGCUCUUUGUAUAUUUGAGGAGGAGAAAAAGGACAGUAUCCUCAACCAGGAGGGACUCUGUAAACUACUGCAUGUGCUGAAGUUUAUUAGGAUCAUGAUGCAGGCUUUUCAGCAACACGACCACUUCUCUUGGCAGAUAUAUAAUGGUUCAUUACACAUUUACAACAUCUGCCGUUACUUGAUGACUAUGAAGUACAGUACACAGGCAUUGGAAUACCUUUUGUGGGCAAGCAUCAGUUUAGAGAUGUCUGUCCCUCUUAUGACAGCAAAGUACCUGCCACUGAUCAUCACGCUCUACUGUGCUGUUUGUCAGUGCUACUAUGACAACCAAGCUGAAUUGCAAGCUGAGGAAUUUGCCAGGAGAGCCCUGGGAAAAAUCAGUGAGCUAGCUAAGCUGGAAGAGCAAUGUGAAGUUCCUUCCACCAGAGAGACUCGGAGAGCUUACAGAGAGGCCUCUAUUAGGCUGGGUGCCUUGAUAUUCAAGCGGGCAGUGUUUGAGACCAGAAGGAGACCCAAACACAUGUUUAGAGUCAAAACCAGAAACACCUUUAAAGACAUCCCAAAUGUGCCAUGGCCUCGAACCCAAACAGAGCGCAUGCUGACAGGACUGUUUGACUGCAGUGCAGGACAGUUCUUGGGGAUUUUAGAGGCACUUUGGGACAGCAACAUACGACCACUGGAGAUGAGGAUGCCAGAUGACACAGAGCUACAGGAGGGGGUCGUAGAACUCCUGUCUGCUGGCAUGUUUAUACUCUCUGGUGCCACAAGUACAGGUGUAGAAAAGCAUGAUAACCACCAAUGCCUGUCUCCUAAUGUGCUGACACCAACAUCAACUCUAAUAGAUUUAGCAGUUAUGGGUGAAAACAAAAUAUCCAUCAUGUCUGCAGUGAGGUUCAUCAAACUGUUGUUUCAGUACAAACAGCCAGACACUUUCAGUGAGCUCACCAAAGAGAUGCUGCACCUUUUAUCUGGUGUGGAAGGUCGGUCUUUCAGGAAGGCGGAGAAGGAGCUUGCUUUACUUCACAGUUUCAACAAUCUGUUAAUUACUCAAAAGAGUCAUCCCAGAGCGGGGAACACGGAUAAUGACAGACACUCCUUAUUCCCUAUGAGUGACGAGCUUACUGGCCUGGCAGACAUCCUGCACAUGUCUGUUUGUGGUCCUGAUCGUGAUAUGCAGCCAGAUGUGGACCUGGUUUUGGAUACUGUGUUAUUUCUGUGGAAUAAGGUGAAGGUGAUCAUGCAAAGGGAUCAACUGGGAGAUAAACAGAUGAUAGACAAGUGGAUGUGGUGUCUGUCUGUGCUGUGUGAUGUGGCCGUUAUCUGUGAAUUAGCAACAGUUGACUGCAUAAUGGUGGCUGAGAUGAUCUACACAUUGGCUGUACAACUUGAGAGAGCAGCUGAACAUUUUAAUCAAACACAAAAAACAGCAGCUUGUAAAGGAACUCAUGGUUGUAUGAAGAUGAGCUCUUUCUCUAUUCUUGAGAAAUCACAAUUGGAGCUUCUUCAGAGGGUGCGUGAGCUGGUGAAAAAGGGACUGGAAGCUUUGGCAAAGGGUGCAUCAAUGCUAAUUCCCCAAGACUGCUCAUCCAUCACUGAUUUUGCCUUUGUGCAGAAAUUUGCCCCCAUCAAUCCACCAAAUGCCUCCGUAUCUUCUCCAACAUCAUCAGAGGAAGGAGAUGAAACAAGUGUGAACAGAAAGGAAGAAAUGGAAUCUGAGUCAAAAUCAGAUUUUAAAGGAUUUCAGCACACUCAGUCAACAUCUAUGUUUUUGCUGGUCAAAGACCUCCAUUUAGAGCUGAACAUCAUCCACCACAGGGCUUCCCUCAAGUUGCUGCAGCUAAAUGCAGUUGCAGAGUCUGAACUGUUGGAUCAGAUUGAGAGGAACAAAACAUCCAAAGCUCUUUUUCUGACCCAGAAGGCCUUGCUGGAGCACAACAGUUCAGUUCAAAAUGACAACAGCAAAACCAAAAGUUUACUAGAGGAGGCCUCCAUCCUUAUAGAAAAGGCAGGGGUGGAGGAGAAAAAAAUAUAUAUGACCAUUCCUAAGACUCUGGAUAAAAAGAAGGAUGAAACAAUGAAGGGAGGAGAAGAACACCCUCCGCCUCCUCCCAUCCUACUCACACGCACUGACUACUCUUUUGCUUUUGUUCCAGCUCCAUAUAACUUGGAAAACCAGGUGUGCUGGUACCAGCUUUGUGGGCGAUUAGCUGACAGUGUCAAUAGGAAAGUUCGUCUUGGUGACUGCAGCCUGACUGGAAUAGGGAAUAUGGUACCAGCAUUUUCUGGUGAGUGUGUGCUGAAAGUAGAGGGUCUGCAGCCCAACCAGAAGUAUGUGUUUGCUGUUGCAGCUUACAACAGCCUGGGCAAGCUAUUGGGAAACACUGUAGGGGGGACAACAUUACCACUAUUGGCAUCCAUGCCAGUUCCAGUGCUUUCCACAUGGGCUCAUUUGGCUCAGGUGGCAUUUCAAACAGAACAGUAUGUCCUAGCUAAGCGAGCCUGUAGGGAGCUUUGGAGUCAUUAUACUGACCCGUACAGUGGAUCUGACACCAUACAGGAUAGCUUUGCUUCCACAAGGCUACACGAACAAACCCUACAACACUCCUCUCUGCACCUAUGCCACUUGUUCCUGACUUCCAUAUUUAUUGAGACAGAGAUCAAUAUUCAGCAGGGAUCUCUUUUUUGUGACUCAUUCAGUAACAGUGGACCAUUUAUCUGGGAACAGGAAGCCAGACUGACAGAGUGUGAGCGAAUGCUGGUGGCCAUGGACUUGGCAAUGUAUUUGAAUGAUGGUAGCUCUGCUGUGCAAGCUGUAGUUACCUGCUAUGAACUUUUGACACCUCUAAUCUUCCAUCAGAUUGUCUAUGACCCUGUGGUGCAAGUGCUGAAAAAAUGCUUGGUGGUCUUGGAGGAGAAUUCAGGUGUUCUCAAACAGAAAUGGAAUAGUAACACCUCAGAGUCACUGACGCAUAUGAUAGCCUGCAUCACUUUCUACCUUUCAAAGGCUUUACGUUCACUCAGGAAGCAUCAGAUGGCUGCUGCGAUGAUGGACUGUGGUCGCAGGCUACUUCAGGAGGUUUAUGAUGCCCAGCUGCAAAUUAGCAAACUUCUCAACCAAGCUCAGAGGGUAACAAACAGUGGAAAAACAAGUCUACAGCUAAAAGCACUGCAUGGGAAAAAUCUGAAAAAAAAUAAGUCACAAGAAGUUCUCAACAUAGACAAUGCAGAGAUUUUGCAGCCGUUGACUGACUGUAAUGAUCCAGUCUUACUGUAUGAACUGAUCUCCAGCAGCUCGUUGCAGGAUGCCUAUGAAAUUGUGAUGAAGCUCAAGCGCAAGACAUAUUUUCUUGAGUUUGCAGCACUGCUAAUCCAGAGGACGUUGGAAGAAGGCCACCCUGGCCUUGUUUUAGACUGGGGGAGGAACGUGUUUCAGUUUCUUUCCAGUCGUGAUGAGGCAAUGGGACUGGGAAAAAACAAAAGCAGGGGUAGCGCCCAAGCUCCAAAAGGAAAUGAAGCAUCCCAGCAGAACCAGAGUGCACCUUCUCAUGAUGAUACAAGAAAGAAGCUAAGGCAGAAAAUGCCACGCAGCAUGUUUCUCAAUGUGAGAACAAACAGAGAGAUGCGUGUUGCAGAAAACCUGCUGACCAUGAUGUCAUCUGUUGUGCGACGCCACAAAAAGAAGCUUCAGUUGAGAUAUGUGUGCUCUGAGGAGAGAGUGUGGCGAUCUCACCUGAAUUACUGCAUGGCUCAGGCACAUUUUGCACUGCUCUAUCAGAGUCAGGACCAGCUGCCUGGAGGACCCCUGCAGUGCAGAUACAGUCAGUUAAAUCCUUUGAGUUUCUCUCUGGCCCAUUCUGGUGUUGUGUUGUGGAGAAAUCCACAGCCAAACCACUCAUCUGAGUAUGAUGUGUCAGAGAGGGACUCCUCUCACUCUGCUCUUGGGUAUUAUGUGUUGACUCCAAACAAAGAGACAAAGAAACAGGAGGCUGUCAGAUGUGAUGACUCUGUCACUGUGGACAGUUGUGAAGAGGGACAGGACUUCUCUCAAACUGUGGAGCAACAGAUAGAGACAGAGAAGCACACUACUGCUUCACUACUGGAUGUACUUAAUAAAGCGACUUUACACCUUCAGAGAGCCAUGGUGUUGGCUCAUCGUGGCAACCACUGGACAACUCUACAGUGUGUGUGUCACACUUUGUGGGACCAAAGCUGCAGAAUUACUGUCAUGGCUCAGAGAGAUGCUCAGCUUGAAGUUCCUUCCCCCGUCACAUCAGACCAGCUACACACCAUCUUCACCCCUCUGCUGGUGUUGGCGACUGAUCUCAUCAUGGAUAUGCUAAACAAACUUCAGCUUUGGACUUUGUAUGACCAGGAUUUGACUGAGGAGGAACUAGAGUCCAGUCUCCACUUCUCAGCCCCGCUGGAUGACAGCACACUGGUGGACCUGCGCUGGGUUCGCACCUUGGUGCUGCACACUUUGGAGAGGCUCCAUGACAGUGAAAAAUGGGAAAGCCUGGCUCAUUUUGCUUUACUUUUUAACACAUACUCACGGGAACGUUAUGCCUUGAUCAUAGCUCCUCUGUUGGUCCAUGCUCAGAGAAGGUUGCUUGAAAGAAUUAGAUCUUUUGGAGGACCUACAGUCCCACAACCACAUCAUGUCAAGACACAGAAGGCCACAGGGAAGGAGAUUACUUACAGAGGUUAUGCAGGCUCCCAGCUGCUGAGUGGGUGGACCCCUCAGCCUGCACAGCAGCCCUCCCACAAAAAAGCAGCAUGCUCCAGAGACACAGUUUCACUGAAAGGUGCAGAGAUACAGCGCUCUAUGUCACUAGUGUGUGUUCCUCUUGAUGUCAAAGACACACUGAACUGUUAUCGUCAAGCUCUUGAUAAAAGACCACUUUGUCUUCAAGUUCUUCAGCAUAGUCGCUCAUUACUGGUGCUGGUUCUGGCAUACACACAGCCUUUCUAUGUGAAACAGCUGCAUUGCUGUCAAGGCAGAGGUGUCAGCCAUUCAGCAAGCCAGGUAAAAUUCAGUCCCAUUGUUACAACCAAUCCAAAUGUCCUACCUUGUGACCUGUCUGAGGAGGAUUUUAGUGGCCCGAGUGCCAUCUAUGGCUUCCCUGUCAACCCUGAUGGCAUACCAUCUGUCACUGCUGCAUACUCAAACUCUAUCAAGUAUCUCCAGGCUAACGGUCAUAAAUCCCUGAGGGUUCUGGCCCUUCAUGAAAUGGGAAAUCUCCAAUUUUACACUGGAAAAACACGGGCAGCACACUCUUGUUGGUGCAAAGCUGUAGACUGUGCUAUCCAGAGCUCAGGUGUUGUGGAGAAAUGGGAUGGCUUGACAUUUGGAUGUGGCUCCUCACAAGAAACUGUAAAACAAGCCGGGAUUUGGGGAUGUCUACAGGCUGCUGUGCUCACUGCAAAGAUAGCACAGUUCAUCUUAACUUCUGAUAUCAGCCAGCGGACCAAGUGCUCUCUGCUGUCUGCCCACCUCUUUAGGUGUGUGCUGCAUUGCUCCGUGGUUCAGCCCCAAGUUGACGUCCUUUAUGCCACUCACAGCAUUGGUGAUGAACUGUUCCCUGGAGUUGACCUUUUUUCUGAGCCCCAUAGGGUCCCCCUUGACACCACUGUAACAAGUCUUUACUUCAUCUGCCACUGGCUCUUCACCACAGGCUACUACAUCACGCUUCUGCCCAUGUUAGCCCUUUACCUCCAUUUUGUGGGUCCUGUAUGCAGAGAUGUACAACGCACAGUUGAAGGCAAAAUUCUUAAGGUACGUGCUCUUACUGAACUGCGUAUGUUCACUGAAGCUCUGAUGGAAGUAUUUCAGCUCACACAAGGAGCAGGUGUCUUUCUGCCUUAUGGACAAUUCAUCACCAAAACAAAUCUCCAUCCUGGGAAGACAUUCUGCAGCAACAAGUCACUACUGGAUAAUGUGGAGGUUUUGGAAGACCUUGUGAACUGUGACUUUGCUCCAGAAAUCAGCACCUUGUAUGGUCCCACACUUUGUGCCAGAUUCAACCUUGCUCGUAUUCAGCUAGUCCUAGCAUUUGCUAGCUCCAUACGUGGAUGUCCUCUCUCAGAUUCUAAAGAAGCUUGUGUUAACAUGACAAGCUGUUUGGUGACCUCACCAAACCACAAACUGGAUGGAUUGCAUGCUGAGUGGUCCUUCCAAAAGGAGCCAAUUCUCACUCUUUGUAAUAAGAAAGAGAAUCUAACUCCAGAAAGGUUAAAGUUUCUUUUACUGGAGGGAGCAUCUUCUCUAUUGUGCUCCAUAAUACAGCAACUCACAUCUCAAUUCUGUAGCGAAGUGGAGAACCUGGAAUUGACAAUAGAAUCCAAUCUUCUUAAAGCCAACCUCCACCUGCAGCAAGGACAUGCUUCUAUUAGCUCUGAGAUUGCAGCCUCAUCUUUGCUGCUGCUGCAAACAUCACCUGUCAUUCAGAAAGAAUAUAAGCCUGACAGUGAACAGGAUACUAAAGAUUGCAGUGUUUCAAACACACCACUUGGAGACUAUCCCAGAGCUGUUGAAGCCGGUCAGAGAAUUGGCGUUUGUCUGUGGCUGCGUUGCCGUUUGACUCUGAUGCGCAGCCUGAAUGCCAAUAUCUCUGCUACUGCUGCCGUAUUCCCAGGCAAUAACAUUAAUAAGGAAACAGCUAGAGUGCUACAGGAGGGUCUUGAUGAAUGUGUACGAUGGGGAGACCUUAAUAUUCAAGCCCUGUUGAUGGUGGAGGGUGCAGAAUUUGAAGCACGAAGAGGAAAGACAGAUGACAGCAUAGGAAUGCUGCAGGACGCAGUGAGCUUACUGUCAGGACAGACAUGCAUGCCACCAGGGUCCAUUAUGACUCUGGCUCAGGCCACUUUGAUGCUCAGUGACCUGAAAGGAGUUAUGAGCACUACACUUCAGCUUAUACAGAAACUCCUCAUAAAGCAGUUGUGUGUUUUUGGUGAAAGUGUGAUGUUGGUCGAUGGAAAAACAUGCUUCUCUCCUCCUGGACCAAACAACAUCUACCUCCCUUAUCUUGACAUACUGAGGGAGAUCACAUUACACAUGGGUUCCAUUCCUAAUUCUGGCUGUAGGGAAAGACUAAUCUCUGCCCAGUCAUCACAAUCCGCUCUGAAGAGUCCACACCAUUCCAGCCAGACCAAGACAGACUAUCAAGAAACUUUUUCCUCUGAGCAAUCUAAACACUUCUGAGUAGCCUUGCUUUCCACCAUUAAAAGAAAUCUAGCUGUAGGCUGAAGUGAUUACAGUUGCCACAGGCAAAGAAUAUUUUUUUGUUUUUCAGUUGAGUAAAAUAGAUUUUUUGGAGCAGCCUUGUGUAGUGACACAUUAUUUGAUCAGCUUAGUCCUUGAUAACCACAAUACUGUUUUAGUUUAUAGGCCAUUUAAAAGCUGUUUCAAAUAUGCUGGAACAAUUAAAUAAAAAUAAUUUGAUUUGGAAACUCUGGUUACAAUAACAGCUGAACAUUUUUAUUGUAAAGAAUGCAUCUAUUUGACAUUUUGUUUUACUAUAAGUUGGCUUGAACUGAUCCAAUAUUGAUGAUUUGCUGUAUGCCACAUAUGUAUAGGCUUUAUUUAAAAACUGACUCUCAAAUAUCAUACUCGUACACCAGUAUAUAAAUUAAGCCAACGUAAGACAGUAGGAACUGGGAAUGCAUUCAAGAUCAUCAAGAUAUCAAGCAAGCAAAUUGGUUUUAGGUGUGUUGAAGGAACCUUGGGGUGAUAUAUUAGUUCUCAGUUUGAAACUGCAGUAUGAGCAUAAAAAGCAAAAACAAAUUUG